This is a messenger RNA of Hibiscus syriacus, 1428 nucleotides long. RefSeq lists its product as uncharacterized. Lineage: Eukaryota; Viridiplantae; Streptophyta; Magnoliopsida; Malvales; Malvaceae. The coding region runs from base 776 to 1294 and encodes 172 amino acids. The record is from RefSeq and is a predicted model, not a curated record. The transcript has 5 exons.
AUUCAACAAUUAACCUGUCCUUAAAACUCUGCUGAAACGGCGCAAAGAAGGAUAACCCUUUCUUAAUAGCCUUAAGUUCUAUCAAAAUAGGAGGACCUGGACCAGCAGCCUCUCGAAAGGAACCCAACACCGAACCAUCAUGAGCCCUUAGGAUGCCCCCAACACCACUCUUCCUCCAGUCUGCAGUCACUGCCGCAUCAACAUUCAACUUGAUAAAGCCCUUUGGAGGGUGAGACCAAGACACAUGAUGGUUGCGGUUUUUGCUUUGGCCGUAACAAAGCAGGGAUUAAAUUCAAACUUCUCGCAAGAGGCACAGAGGGAGCAUUCAGUCCAGAUAUUAGUUUCUUUCUCUUGCUUAGAAUAUUUCCGACGAAUACGUUUGCCGGAAUAUAUGGAUACAAUUCGAAGAGUUGUUGCAUGUGUUCAGGAAAACGAGUCUGCCUGCAUCUCUUUUGUGGAAUCAAUGCCCACCUACAUUGACUUGACCACUUGGCAAGACUUUUCGUCCAAACUGAAAAUGGAGUAUGAAUGGUCCAAGGAUGAGGUACAAACCGCUUGUGUUUUGUUUUAUGUCCGAGUUAUUCCGACUUGCAUUGAACUAGUGCCUACUCUCGUGUUUAGGAUAGUGGUCGCUCCAUCUAUGUUUCUAUACAUGGGACAUCCGAACGAAAAAGUAGCUCGAGCCUCACAUUCGAUGUUUGUAGCAUUCAUGUCUUAAGGAAAAGAACCUGAUGAAGAACGAGUGUCGCUGAAGGAGCAACUUGUUUUUUAUUAUAUGCAAAGAUCUCUAGAGGAAUAUCCUGGCAUUACUCCUUUUGAGGGCAUGGCUUCCGGAGUUGCAGCCUUGGUUCGACAUCUUCCCGCUGGUAGCCCGGCAACAUAUUAUUGCAUUCACUGUCUUGUUGAUAAAGCUAAUAAUAUCUUAGGUGAUUUGACCACUUUAAAGGACGAUGACUGGAAAAACUGGCAAGGAAGGCCGGAACCUUGUAAAAAAAUCCUCGAGCUGCUUUUGCGACUUACUUCCCUUGUCGAUAUACAGGUAUUACCAGCUCUAAUGAAGUCGUUGGCACAGCUUAUUAUCCAACUGCCAAAAACAGGUCAGAUCAUGGUUCUUAACGAGUUAUAUGCUCAAGUUGCUGAAUCAGAUGAUGUCACUCGCAAGCCGGCUUUAGUUUCAUGGUUGCAGUCAUUGUCUUACCUUAGUUCUCAAGCAAAAACCGAGGUUUUGACCUCCAGAGGGAGAAAAGAAAACUCGGCUUCUCCGGGGACUAUAGAACCGAAUGCACGGCUGUGAGACAUUCAGAUGCUGUUCUUUUGAUCAAUGGCAUGGCUAAUUCUCCGAUAGAUGGCCCGGAACAUGCAUAGGGUUGCUGAAUCCGAUGAUUCCAAGUCGUACCAUGGUAGUGAAAGCGAGUAGUGGGGAUCUGA